AUGGUGUUUGGAUUUCAAAUAAGUUUUGCCAGAGUUGGUUCAACAGUGAAUUUCAUAGUUAUGGAACCAUUAUAUCGAUAUAUAAAAAAUCAAAUAAAUGUCCCUAACUAUCAAAGUUUAUCAAUUGCUUUGUUAGUUGCAAGUUUAACCUGUGUCUUAUCAUUGGUAAGUGCCUUAUUACUUGCUUGGCAAGAUAAAAGAGCCGAAAAACUACUACAUCGAAAAACACCUGAUGCAACUGAAGUCGUAAAAAUGUCUGAUGUACGAUACUUUCCAAAAGUCUUUUGGCUAGUUACAUUCAUUAUUGUUUUCUACUAUACAUCAAUUUUUCCAUUUGUUGCAUUAGGAAAAGUAUUCUUUGAAAAAAAGUAUAACUUCUCACCCGAUUCAGCCAAUUUGAUCAAUGGCAUUAUUUACAUCAUAUCAUCUAUAUGUGCACCAGGACUUGGUUUAGUCAUUGAUAAAACUGGAAGAAACCUAUUUUGGGUAUUCUUAUCAAUUCUUGGUACCUUAGUUUCACAUAUGUUCUUGGCAUUUACAUUUGUAAACCCCUAUAUUGCCAUGUUCACAAUGGGAUUGUCUUACUCAAUGUUGGCAAGUGCAUUAUGGCCUCUGAUUGCAAUGGUUAUUCCUGAACAUCAAAUGGGAACAGCAUAUGGCAUAGCACAAUCCGUUGAAAAUCUUGGUCUUGCUGUUGUUGCUUUGUUAAGCGGUAUAAUAGUAGAUUCAGAUGGUUACUAUAUGGUGGAAUUAUUUUUCUGUCUUUUAUUAUCUGCUGCUUUGUUGCUGACGGCUAUUUUGUGGACAUGGGAUUCAAUGAGUAAUGGAAUAUUAAAUAUGAGUAUUAAACAAAGAAAUCAACUUGAAUCAAACAAAACUCCUUCUCCGGAAAAACAAAAUCUUUUACACAAUAAUGACACCUAUACCGAAGACUAA
Molecule: messenger RNA, 936 nt
Organism: Macrosiphum euphorbiae (potato aphid)
Lineage: Eukaryota; Metazoa; Arthropoda; Insecta; Hemiptera; Aphididae
Source: the annotation of a GenBank genome assembly